Molecule: messenger RNA, 2262 nt
Organism: Chenopodium quinoa (quinoa)
Lineage: Eukaryota; Viridiplantae; Streptophyta; Magnoliopsida; Caryophyllales; Amaranthaceae
Product: anthranilate phosphoribosyltransferase-like
Exons: 10
Coding region: 174-1946 (590 amino acids)
Biological process (GO): GMP biosynthetic process
Cellular component (GO): cytosol
Molecular function (GO): GMP synthase activity
Source: RefSeq, a predicted model, not a curated record
UUAACUGCUAGGUAGCUGGGUAUUACCGUCAAUACAUCAAAAUGGUUCUACCCUUCGCUCGCAGUUUCUGCAUUUAACGACUACAAACAUAUUUUACAUAGAACCUCCCAUUUUUGGACUUCCCAACAAUAACAAAAUCAAAACCAGGUGCGAAUUUCAGAAAACCCCCAAAAAUGAAACUCGUGCUAAAUCCCGAUCGCAUUUACCCGUUGACUUCGCCGGCGCCGGCGAAGCUCUCUGCCGCUAAAAUCACCAAACCGCCGCUCCUUCAAUUUACUCCGGCGAAACUCCACCGUCCAAUUCGCCGGAGAUACGGGCUAACCAUAAACGCCGUGAUGACCGAUUCGAUGAAAACGGAGGAUUAUUCCCUCAACGAAGAAGAUAGUGUCCGAAACCCUGCGCUAUCGACAACGUACCGACGUCCGGAUAUUCCGAGGCCUAAUCAGACGGUUCUAGAAGCUCAAGGUCGUGUUUGUACUGGUCCCACUCAGACCAAGCCUCUCACCGAAGAAAAAGCUAGAAAGGUUUUAGAUACUAUCUUAAAAUCAGCGAAGGGGGAACUCAAAGAUGAUGAUGAGGUUUCAAAAGCUCAACUUGGUGCCUUCUUUGCGGGAAUGACAAUCCGAGCCAAUGCCUUCCCUGAAGCUACCCAAUGGAAUGAAGGUGAAAGGCGUGCCAUGAAUGCUUUCUGGCCUGAGCUAGUUCGAACUCUUCCGAAAGAUGUAAUAUUUAUAGCUGAUCCAGAAGGAUCUAUAAUGGGUCUAGGAAGUUGUGUUGGACCACACUAUACAGGACAAGAUGCUAGGGAAAUGAGACUUGUUGGUGCCUUACGAGAAGUUCUUGCUGGAGGUCAUCUAGGAUUCGAGGAGGUUCAAGGCGUACUAAGAGAUGUUCUACCUCUAGAAUCUGAGGAUAAAUCAAGAGGGGUGAGCGAGUCAUUACUUUCAGCAUUUUUGAUAGGUCAGCGCAUGAACAGGGAAACAGAUCGAGAGCUUAAAGCGUAUUGUCUUGCGCUUGAUGAUGAAGUUGGUCCUCCUCCUGUUGCUGAUGUUGAAUCCUUGACCCAUUAUGGUGAACCUUAUGAUGGCAACACACGCUUUUUCAGGAGCACAUUAUUCGUAGCUGCUGUGAGAUCAUGUUAUGGUCAAUCAUCCUUGCUUCAUGGUGUGGACUGGAUGCCACCAAAGGGUGGUGUAACUGAAGAACAAAUGCUGCAAUUUAUGGGGGCUAAUACUCACUUGACGGCACUGCAGGCAAAACAACUUAUUGAGGAUGAAAAUGGGGGCUUUGCAUAUGUAAGUCUACGAGAAGUUCGUCCAUCUCUAUACUCAUUAAUUGGACUGAGAGAACACAUAAAGAAGCGUCCACCACUGGCAACAUCUGAAAAGGUUCAGCAGUUUGUCAGGGCUCGAGGAAAGGAAUCUAUUGUUGCAGGAUUUUAUCAUGAAGGAUAUGAAGAACCACUUUUAAUGCUUAUGAGAAGAAGAGGCAUCCAUGCUGGCUUAGUUGUCAAGGGUGAAGAAGGGGCACUGUCUAUGACAACCAGAUUGCGGCCCACAAAUACAUCAAAAGGACUUCCGGUCAAUUAUUGUUCUGGAUUUCGGUCAUCAGUCAAUGGAGCUGCAUUUGAAGCUGAUGGAGUCUCACGGGAGGCUUUCUGCAUGGAAGUGAAUGCAAAAGACUAUGGUUUUGAGCCCUCAGAUACUCCAAGGACUGAUAGAUUGGUGGCAAAGAACAUAGAGCUUGGUAUAGCAGCACUUCGUGGGGAGAAGGGCCCUGCGUAUGAUCGGAUUGUCUUAAAUGCAGGAAUUGUGGAUCACUUAUUAGGUUGCAGUGGUGCAGAAGAUAUUACAUCAGCUCUAGAUAGGGCUAGAGAGGCCAUUGACAGUGGUAACGCCUUGAAGAGGCUUCUAAAUUACAUCAAGAUUUCUCAUAAAGUGAAGUGAAAGGCUCUCUGGAGUGUUGUUUCUUUAUGUACAUCAAAGCCAAAUGUGUAAUUAUAUUCUUUCGUUGUUUAUCAUCUGUUUGAAGUCUGUCGGUUUGGGUAUUUUCUUUAAUUAGUGGUUUAGGUUCUACAUUUACAAAUUACAAUCUCUUUACAAGGCUGAAGAAUGUCAGGUUUUUUUUUGUUUUAUUUUUUCCUCUCAAUUUGGCGAGUCAGAAAUUUUGUUAAUGUAAUUUCUGUAGGAAAAGGGAACCUAAGUUUGGAAGUUGUAUAUUUGACAGUUGCAAUGACAUUUUUUCCAUGAGAACUGAGUACAA